AGUGGGCUCCCAAAACCAAUCCGAACUACUUCCGAGCAAGAUGAAGACUUCACUGGCUUGUCUGGGAAUUUUCGUGGUAGUCCUCUGCAGUCUGAAGACCACUUUGGCUUCGCCUAUAGAUGAUCUCUGCUCAUCUGGUAUCUUUCGAAACACCCCCGGGUGCAUAGCUUACUCCUAUUGGCAGAAAAUCACUGGGGCGAACAGCGGAUCGGGCUCCGGGAAUGGAACAGAAGCUGUGCCCGCAGGAUCCGCUCCAGGAGGAGCUUCCCAAGCUGGCACAAAUGCAGCUGCUGCGGCUGCUGCUGCCUUGCCUGCUGCAGCUGCCGCCCCCGCUGCCACCCGCACGCUAAGGCCCCUUCCCCUUGACAUCCCCGUGCCUCUUGAAAGACCCAUUCUUUAGCUUGAGGCUCUCCAGUGACGUUUAGCCCUGCACUUUGGUAUGCCAGUCGACUAAAUAUAUUAUCCUGAUCAUUGCAAAAA
This is a messenger RNA of Drosophila ananassae, 480 nucleotides long. RefSeq lists its product as uncharacterized. The transcript has 2 exons. Lineage: Eukaryota; Metazoa; Arthropoda; Insecta; Diptera; Drosophilidae. The coding region runs from base 41 to 400 and encodes 119 amino acids. The record is from RefSeq and is a predicted model, not a curated record.